AUGGUCAUCUCGACGGCGGAGCGACAGGUGUUCGACUUCUUGGGCUACAUGUGGCUCCCCAUCAUCGCCAACUUCUUCAACUUCAUCUUCGUGAUAUUCGGUUUCUUUGGCGCUUACCAGUACAAAACAAAAUACAUAGUCAUAUACCUGGUAUGGCAGCUGGUAUGGAUGGGAUGGAACGUGUUUGUCAUAUGCUUCUACCUGAACGUGGGUAUUCUCGAUAACAGCAAAGAUUGGCUCAACUUUGGAACUGGGAGUGCAUCAUGGUGGGAGGUUAAUGGCAUUGGAUGUCAGGCAGUAUAUACAACCAACUUAACAAACCUAGACCCGCUGCGGCCAAUGAGGCCCUUGGAGGUGAAUAAUUGCCUAGUCGAUUACAUCUACGUGGAAACUAUUCAUGCUGGUAUCCAGGGUGCUUUUGUGACAUUGGGGUUGUGUGUGUCCAUUUACCUUAUAAUGGUCUUCUCAGAAGAGGAUGACAGCUGCAAAGCUAAGAGCAGACCCACAUCUAUCUACUCUGUUGAAUACAGCCCUCAGCGUGAAGGAAGUGAGUCACCUGACAUGGGCCUUGAUGACAGCCCUUACCAACAGCCUAUGACACCACGGCGAGUCAAGCGACAAAGUCGCCAUCGAGCUUCAGGUCGUUCACAAACUCGUAGUACUCAGGGACGAUCAUCGCAGCGAUCCAGGAGACAUCAGUACCUCAAUCCUGUCAACAGGCUCAUGGAUAAAGCAAAUGAGUCCUCCACUAGUACAGACUCAUACCAUCCUAACAAUGGCACUCGUCCACCUACUGGGGGACGACAAGGACAUUCUAAUCCCAUGUACGUUCACUCCAGACCAAAUUCCACUUACUCAAUGAACAGUUCCCCCCCUGGGCAUGACCCUAUGGAGCGACCUCCCUCAGUUCAUUCCUCCUAUUCUAACUAUCAUGGACAACGGCCCUCAAUUAACCCUAAUCCAUAUGGCCGACCACCCGUCCAGGCCAUAACUGCUGGCAUGAUGGGUGGGACUCAUCAGCGACGGUCAAUGAUGCAUGCCAAUGGCCACACGAACCAUCAUAUUCCUCCAGGGCCAACAAGUACACUAGGAUCCAUUCGUAGUUCCAAUUACAGUAACAAUGGAACAAUGAAAGCUGAACGGGAGAGACCACCACCGUAUAUGUUUGGUGUAAAUUCUGAAACAGUUAUAUGACAAGAAUAUGAAGGACAGCAGUGAAUUAUGUUAGCUGUUUUUUUUACACAAUUUUCUCAAGCAUUGGCUAUCGAGGUUGUGUCUGUGGUCCAGGUUCUGAGGCAAAACUUUAGCAGUAUUGAAAGGUUUGUAGCUCACUAUUUACCUGUUAUGUCUAAACAUUGCAUUUUUAAGUGGUUGCCGUCACUACUAUUGUCAGGUGGCGAGUCAUGAACUUGGGCUGUGCUGUGAUCUUCCAAAGAUAUCGUGUAUUGUGAAUACAAUCUUGUAUUUUUGUUUUGCAUUUGCUCACAUGCAUACCUUACAAAUUUUCUAUUACCAAUGCCUCUUGCACAAGUAUAUUUUUAACUUCUGCCUUCAUAAAAGAUAACCAAAUGUCUUUAAUAACUUUGAAAACAGCUUGGUUAAUAUCAGUAGGUUGUACAGUAAAACCUUGUUAAGGCGGACUAAUUGAGGGGAAAGGGUGUCUGGGAUAAGAGGUUGUCCACUUUAGAGCACAUUUUUCAUAAAAUUACCUUUAUUUUAAACAAAAACGAGUACAAUACCAAAAUAUCGAUCUUUAUGAAAAAAAAAAAUAAAUAAAUAAAAAAUAUUUAAAAAAGUAAGGUACACAAAGUACUGUACACUUACCCCCAAAAAUGGAACGCAGAUCUAGCUGGACGUGCCUCUAACUGCAAGCUCUGAGUGAGUCAGAAAUGGCUGACAAGCUUAAAAGUGAGAGUUUUGUGGUGCUGAGAAGAAAGAGAGACACCCAAUUUAGAUUUUCUAUGUAUUAUUUAAGCAUUUUUGACUUACGACCACUUCAACUUACGACCUGGAUUUGUGUCCCUAACCCCGUCGUAAGUCGGGGAGCAGCUAUACCUGUAAAAGCGAGAGGGAAGCAACAUUGCAGCGAAGAGAAAGGGAAGAAAGAUUGUUAACUCAAGGAGGAGAGUUAAUAAGACGAAAUGCCUUAAUUGAUCGUAAUAGGCUCCAAUUUUUUAAUUUUUAAUUUGAUGACUAAAUUCUAUAAGGGUGUCCAGGCAGUCCCUAGCUUCUGGCAGCUUUAUUUUUAGUAGUUCAUUUUCCUUCUCUUCAUCAUCAUCAUCAAAGUCAUCUGCAGCCUCAUGUACAGAGUCCACAAUCUCCUCCUCUAUCCAGGAUCAUCUUCAUCAGCCUCCAGCCAAGUCUCCUCAUCCUCAACUGUAGCAUCCUUCUCUCCUGCUUGGAGAAGAAUUCUGUGGGAGUCUUUUGAUGUGAAGCCCUCAAAAUCAUGCUCCUCAUCAAUGUCAUAAAGGAGCUUCUUCCAGGCAUUGAUGAGGGUUGUUGCCUUGACAUCUUUGGGAAAAGCAGCAAAAUUAGAGAGCUGGACCUGAAGUUAAAUAACUUCAUGUUUCUGAGGGUCCUCUGCCCUCUUGUGUCCUCCACCUGAUCCUCGCUUGUCUCUUUCACCACCAUCACUCCAUGCAAAAAAUUAUGUUUGUACAGCCUUUUCACAGCAUAAGUAACACCUUGAUCCAUUAGCUGUAUGACAAAGGUGGUGUUGGGUGGCAAUGCCUGGCACCUGAUUCUUCCAUCCCUGCUGUACAGUUUUUUAAUGUUGAGAUGUAAGGGAGUAUUAUCUAAGAGGAUGACAGCCUCACUUCAUCAGCAGGGAUUUUCAGAUCUUCCACCUGCUCAUGCCUGAAUGUUUGAAAAAACAUUUUGAGGUUAUGGCUCCUGUAAACCAUGCAUUCUUGGAGUUAUAGUAGUGGACAGGAAUCCUGUUCAUAAUGUCCUUGAUUGCACGAGGUUUCUUGCUUUUUCCUACAACCACAGGUGUAAGCAUAUGGUUCCCUAUCAGCAUUUGCACGCAGCAAUGCAGUCACUCAUUCCUUGGAAAGUUUCCUACCAGGCACACUUUUUUCACUUCUGGAGGCUUGUGUAUUUUCUGGUAAAGCUCUCCAAUAGAGUCCAGUUUCAUCUGCAUUGUACAGUUGCCAUAAUCGAACGUUUUAGGCCUCCAUUAAGUCCUUCAACUUUUUCCUAAAUGGCUCCACAGCAUCAAUAUCAGCGCUAAGCCCCUCACCACAUAUUUUCUUUACACAAUAUUGUGGUGCUUUCGAAAUCUAAAUAACCAACCAGCACUAGCAUGAAAAUCCUUUGCAUUCAUAUAUUUUGCUAACCUUUCAGCAGCUGCCUGGAUUUUCACACCUCUGGCUGCUAUUCCUCUUGCACAUUGCUGUGCGUACCAUUUAUGCACUGCCUCAUCCAAGUCCUCAUUCUCUUACUGCCAGAUUUUACUUUGUCCACAUUAAAUUUCAAGGCAUAUUUGUUUAACUUAUUUUUCGAUUUUCGUAUAUCCGACACUGACUACUUUGAAAUUCCGUAUUCAAUGCAUAUUUGCGAGGGAGUAGUAUCUUUUUCUAGCUUUUCAAUCACCUUUAACUUUUCGUUCACUGAUGCUUUUAGCUUAACCUUCUUACCUCCCUUACUUUCUUAGGGGCCAUGGUUAUUGUCUUAAUUGUUUAAUAAUAUGAAAAAAUAUGUCAGCCUACAACAUAAUCACAUGACUGGCAAUGUAAAAUAAAUUUCAAAAUCAAGUUCAGCACGUCUAAAUGACAAUAAAACACAAUCAACAGAGUGAGAUAGAAGUGAUGCUAUCACGGGCGACGGUAAUUUAUGGCUGAGCGUGUUAUGGGUGUCCCUUUGUUUACCAGUGUGGGUGGCGUGAGUGGAUCACGAGGUCGUUCGCCUUGCUCCCUUGAAAUUUUGGCUGAUGGUGGACGUGUCAUUUUACGACAAAUGAUGCCCUACUUUAUUUAUUUAUUUGAAUUAUUUUGGGGCAAAUACUGUAAUUUUAUCCGGCUUAAUUGGGGUCCGCCUUAGAGAGGUUUUACUGUACUUGUUAUUUUCAUUUAAGUGUGCAUCAGCCACUGCCAUUAUGUCACUGCCUGUUAUAUACAAGACAAAGAGGUGUGUUAUAGUCCAAUGUACAUAUUAUUUAUCAGAUAUUAUUGUUUUUACAAGCUUGACUGAUUAAACAAGCCAAAACAUUAGCUAAUACAGUACUGUAGUGGAUUAGUGUCUUUUAAUGUAGAUAUAGUCUCUUGCCACAAGUUAGUCUUAUUGUUACUUUAAUGAAAUAUUUUGCAUUGUUGAAAAGGUUGGCACAAAUAUAUUGAGAAAAUUGUGAAGUAGAUGAGGAACUGUUAGUGCAUAAUGAAUUUUAUAUGCAUACAUUUAAUACUUUAGUUAAUCCUAUUUUGCUGUCUGUGGUAAGGCUUCAAUGAUCUGUCAAUGUUGAAUCCAUGCCAAGGGGAGGUUAUCAAAGAAUACCAGCAAGACUUAUUAGUACUUUAACUCUCAACCAAAAAGUCAGACAGAUGCACUAGUGAUGCUCUGUGUGUGAGUGAGACAAGUUUUGUUUCUCUUCAGUGAUUUUUACAUAGACUCAGUGGAUUGAUUUCAGUUUUGGUGUAAAAGUGACAUAUGUCAGGUUAUUACUUGUGAAUACUGGUUGUGUUUCUAACCCAAAAUUAAUUUAAGAGGGACUGUAUGGCCUUUUUUUUUGAGGGGGGGAUAUGCUAAUUGUAAUGGCUUUUGGUAAUAUUAACAGUAGCUAUACAGUAUCAUCAUAAAUCUUCUUAUCGUCCAUGCUGAAAUGUAAAGGCACACAAGAGCAGGAUUUUGUCUUUUUCUCUCAUUUAAGUUAAGUGUCUACAUUUAUAAUUUAUCAGUUUUAACUUUCAGCGGUAUUGAAGACUCAUUCUUAAAGUUCUCUACAAACCCGAGUUAUUAACUUUAGGCAGAUUAGGAAUGUGCCUGUUUAAUCCUCUGUAAUGGCACUUUCAAAGUACAGGUACUUGUGAAAUGGGUUACUCACAGAUGCCAUCAACAGACAAAAAAUGAGAUGAAACAUUCAUAUGUACUAAUGCCUGUGUUGUAGUUUGAUUAACAAGACAUAUACUGUACUGUAAUUGUUGAACUGGUGGUGAUAUUUAUGAAACUGAUCAAGAUAUAGCAGCACUUGCACUAAUCCCCCCCCCCCCUUUUACUACAAACUAUAGCUGUGGUACUAAAACAUUUUUAAGGUGUGUUAUGAAUACAGUAUAACAUGUUCUAAGUAUGUGGUAAAGGUGGAGUUAAUGUUUGGAUUGAUUUCGUUUAUUUUGAAUAUUUGAUCCCUGCUAUGAGUUAUAUCUUAAAUUGAUGAUGUACUGUAUGUACUUUGGCCAUGGUUUUAAACCUAUAGAAUAACCAUACAUGUAUUCUUAACAUUCUUGAUCAGAAUGUUUACUUGUAUAUCAGGCAGACACAUGUGACAUCACAUAUCCAUGUGACUUUUGUGUACAUCAUGACUGGCAGUCAAAACAAAGUUGCACUCAGCUGUCAUACUAUAUCAGUAGUACCAUUAUUAUUUAUUGAUUUUUUAAUUUUCAGUACUUGCACUUUGACUUAUCAAACUUGAUGCAAAUAUAAUUUCUGCCAUUGUGAUGAAAUUUAAGAAUAUGAUGUUAGCUAUUCCCUACAUUCUGUCAUAGGAUAUAUGCUAUAACCUAUUGACUUUCUUAAAAAAUUACAACAAUGUAAUGGGAACAAAAGGGAAAAAUAGUCCCAUAAAAUAAACAACACCAUGCCUAAUAAAUGAUCUUCCAGAGCCUUCAAUUUGGUUUGGUCAGGUUUUAUCAAGUGCAUCGUUCACAAAAUUCAACUACGUACAGUACAAAAUAAGGAUACCUAAAUAAUUGCUUCCAAGUUUACAAGUUACUGAUAUCUCUUUAUAUGCUUGUUUUUCUCUGCAAUUAGUUUUAUGUCCUUCCUUUAACUUUCUAAUAAACUGACAAGGCUAACAAAGGUUGCGCUUGUAUUGUAAUUAUAUUCAGUAAUGUACAUGUUCAUCAUUAGACCGUACCUAACUUCCCAGUUGUGGGGGCAUGCAUCAGUUUUCCUAGGUGGGAGAAUAUUGCACAUUCUGUGAUUGUUGUAAUACCUGUAUUUCAAACACUGAUUGUCUGUAGUGAGAUGUGAGAAGUCAUAGAAUAUGUAUUUUUUUUUUGUUCUACAGUAGAACGUUGAUAUAAUGCGAGAAACGUUCCAAGAGAAGUCGUUUUAAACCGAGUUUGCACUAAAUCGAAGUUUGCUUCAAUGGAAUAAUUUAGUUUGGUUCUUGAGAGAAACACAAAAUACUUAAAAGAUUGAGUCUACCCAGAUGCACCUCAACCCAUCUCCUAGAAUAAACAAAACAUUG
Molecule: messenger RNA, 6403 nt
Organism: Homarus americanus (American lobster)
Lineage: Eukaryota; Metazoa; Arthropoda; Malacostraca; Decapoda; Nephropidae
Gene: NKAIN
Product: sodium/potassium-transporting ATPase subunit beta-1-interacting protein-like
Exons: 7
Coding region: 1-1194 (397 amino acids)
Biological process (GO): regulation of sodium ion transport
Source: RefSeq, a predicted model, not a curated record